UCUAUCUACCCUUUAUCUCAACAAUUAUCACACAACUAAUAAUUAUUGUUUGGGAAAUAACAAAGUUAAUUAAACUUAAAAGUCAAUUUUUUGAUAGAAUCAGGUAAUUCGCAUGAUUGUUAAAAGUGUAUCUUUGAAUUAUUUAUACUCGUAUCUUAAAUAUAACUCAUUGGCAAAAUCUGAUUGAUUUAAUAUAAACGCUUCCGAUCUUGUGGCACAAUCAGGGUACAAAUUAAUUGAUAAACUACUCAGAAAUGAGUCUAGCUUCUUCACUUAUUGAUUUGAAAGCUGAGUUAUCUAAAAAACGAGAAGAGUCGAAAAGUAAUCGAAGCUUUCAAGUUAAUCUUAAAGGAGGACACAAAUGGAAAUUAUUAGCUGAAAAACUUGAAACUAAAAACAAAGUGAAACAGUUGAAAGCGAAAAAAGAGAAGACUACCAAUGAGGAUGAAAAGAGGGCAAUCGAUGAAGAAAUUGAAAAAGAAUUACAAGCAUCUAAAAGGGCAUUGGAGAGGAAAACAGCCAUUUAUGAAGCGAAGAUGAAUAAAGCCAUGGAAGGUGUCUUUCAAGAUAGUGAUGAUGAACCAGAAGAUGAAGAUCAAAGAUAUUUAGUAAAUUUCGAUGGUAAAGCUAUGGAACAAAUCAAAAUACGAAACGAAGAAAGGCGUAAAGCUGAGGAAAGACUUAGAGGCUACAAGCGGAAAGAUGAAGAGGAAAAUGACGAUGGUGAUUGGGUUGAGUUUACAGAUUCUCUUGGCAGAACCAGGAGAUGUUUACGUGAAGAUUUGAAGUAUUUUGUUGAAGCUAAUCGUAAUCUUGGUCAUGCUGAAAGUAAUGAAGCUAAAAAAUUUAAAUAUCUUGAUGACAGCAGCGAUAAAGAAGAGAGUAUUAAACCUGAAAUUAAAGAAGAGGGGCCAAUUCAUUAUGCUGAUGUCCGAUUUGGUGAAGCUCGUGAACAUGGAGUGGGAUUUUAUCAGCUUUCUGGUGAUUCGGAGGAACGAAGAAAGCAGAUGGAACAAUUAGAUCAGCUUCAUGAACAACUUUUGAAGGAAAAAGAACACAAAACUAAAGAGAAAGAGAAAAAAUCUAAUGCUAUGGAAGAAAGGUUAGCGCGAAUUGCAGCGCGAAGAGGAUUGCCAUUCAAAGCUAAAUCAAAAAAAGACGAAACCAGUAGUACAGAGGAAUCUGAUUAACUGACCAUUCAAAAAUUUACUCCAAAGUUUUAUUACAAUGUACAGUGUAAAUAAAAUAAUUUUGAUACUAAAUUAUAAAUUUGGUCAUCUUUUGAA
Molecule: messenger RNA, 1286 nt
Organism: Tetranychus urticae (two-spotted spider mite)
Lineage: Eukaryota; Metazoa; Arthropoda; Arachnida; Trombidiformes; Tetranychidae
Source: RefSeq, a predicted model, not a curated record